This is a messenger RNA of Centruroides sculpturatus (bark scorpion), 889 nucleotides long. RefSeq names its product probable cysteine--tRNA ligase, mitochondrial. The coding region runs from base 107 to 709 and encodes 200 amino acids. The transcript is spliced from 5 exons. NCBI's taxonomy places the organism in Eukaryota, Metazoa, Arthropoda, Arachnida, Scorpiones, Buthidae. The record is from RefSeq and is a predicted model, not a curated record.
UUUAAUAUUUUAAUUUUAUAGUUUAGCAAAUACCAGAAAUUCUGUGGAAAAGAGUUUCCGUAACAAUUUCAAUUGUCCUGAAACUCUAAUUUGCCUAAAUGAAUUAAUGAGUGAAGUUAAUAAACAGCUUAAAGUAAAUAAAUCAAAUAUGUACAAAUCCAGAAGUCCUGGUGUUAUUUCAGCUUGUUCAUCUUUUGUAGCAAGAAUACUUAAUAUUUUAGGCAUUGAAUAUCCCAGCAAAAAGGCACUAAUAACUUCAUCAGAUGAAACAACAGCAAUGCUUUCUCAUGUUGUAGAUGCACUAGUUAAAUUCAGAAGCAAUGUUCGUCUUUAUGCUCUUACUACUGGUGAAAGUGCACAGCCUCAGUAUAAAGCAUAUACUCAGGAAAUAAACAGUAAAGAAAUAACAGAUACUGAACAACCACUGCCAGUGCCACCAUCAGAACCACCAGAUGACAAAGGCGAUACAGUAUGGACAAUAAAAAAAUUAACUCCAUCAGAACAAAUACAACUUCAGCGUAUGGAAAGAGAACCUCUUAUGAAAGCUUGUGAUGAUGUUAGAAAUGAACUUUUUAUAGCAGGUGUAAAAUUGAAAGAUAAAGGGAAAGAAUCAUCUUGGUCAGUCAUAGAAGAUAAAAGUUUAGUAGGAAAAAAAUCAACAAUAUCAAGUCAUGAUGCUUUUGAUCCGCAGUAUGUGCCAAGAAAGUGAAGAUAAAUGAUAAAUCAUUUAAUGAUAGUAGAGAAAUAGAAAUUAUUUUCCAGAACAUUUAUCUUCAAAUUGCUUUAUUAGGUGUGUUCAUGUUGUGUGUAUUUUAUUCUCCAUAAAGCAGUUUGAAGACAUAAAAAUUUAAUGAUGUAUUCAAUAAUUUGAGAAAGUAGCUGAAUAUUU